Messenger RNA from Dentiscutata heterogama, 183 nucleotides. Lineage: Eukaryota; Fungi; Glomeromycota; Glomeromycetes; Diversisporales; Gigasporaceae. The record is from the annotation of a GenBank genome assembly.
AGUAUAUACUUAUCUUGAUGUUUUUGAUUCUGAUGAACCGUCAAAAAAGGAUGAUCCUUUGGGUACCGCGAAGGUUGAUCUUACCGAUGUAUUCACUAAAGAAGUUGUUGAGAAGACAGAACAAUUAGUAUCAUCAUCUAUUCUUGGUCUGGCUUUGUCUAAACAAGGUUCAAUCACUUUCAG